Messenger RNA from Centropristis striata (black sea bass), 4410 nucleotides. RefSeq names its product mitogen-activated protein kinase kinase kinase 3 (gene map3k3). Gene Ontology annotation, biological process: protein phosphorylation. NCBI's taxonomy places the organism in Eukaryota, Metazoa, Chordata, Actinopteri, Perciformes, Serranidae. The transcript has 18 exons. Gene Ontology annotation, molecular function: ATP binding; protein kinase activity; protein binding. The coding region runs from base 628 to 2481 and encodes 617 amino acids. The record is from RefSeq and is a predicted model, not a curated record.
GUUUAGUAACCAGAAAUCCCCCUGGGAAUAAAUCCAUGUUAUUACACACGUAUGGAAGACGGACAGUGAAGCACUCGGGAAACAUGGACGCGACUUUGGAGUACAGUUUUCACGACUUCUUGGAGGUUUAAAAGCGGGUUCCGGUGGCGAUAAUUUUUUUGUGUCAGGAAGUUUGACGUACUGGGGUAGAAGAUUAUUUCUUACUUUGCUUUGGUUUUGGGGUAGAAAGUUGUGGUCCGUGCUGUCCGCUACAGAAUCCGCACGACAACUUUGAGGGAAAGCUGCGUUUUCUUCCACAUUAAACUGCUCAUCUGAAUACUUCAGGAUCCAAAAUAUAAGAGUCCGAACAUAAGAGUUACCUGGGGGGGUCAGCCCCGCCAUGGCGCCCCCGCUCACGCACACACACUCCCCGGUGUGUCGGUCCGACUGAGGGGGGAACCGAUGGACGUGAGCUGGACCGACUGCGUCAUCUCUGCCGCGAGACACCGGUGACCGGCUGCACGCGGGAGAAGCCUGGGCUUGUCCUGACAAAGGUCGUUAAGGCGACAGGCUGUGGGUGGAUUUGCGCACCACAGAAAAGCUUCUCAAGACUGGUUUGUGUCGACCACGCUCGCAGACAUCGCUACAAUGAAUGAGAGGCAGGCUCUCCACUCUAUAAUGAAGGACCUGGUUGCCCUCCAGAUGACGCGGCGCCAGCCCGUGUUGUCGUAUGACAGCGGCAAACCCAAGACACCGGCCCAGACCAACAGACAGGACGAUGUCAGGAUAAAGUUUGAGUUCUCAGGAGAGAGGAGGAUCCUGAUGUUUGGACGGCCUGUGCAGUUCGAUGAGAUCCAGCAGAAAGUUAAGACCGUCUUUGGCCAGCAGCUGGACCUGCAUUAUAUGAACAACGAGCUGUCCAUCCCUCUGCGAGAUCAGGAUGACCUGGACAAAGCCAUCGACCUGCUCGACCGAAGCUCCAACAUGAAGAGCAUCAGGAUCCUGCUGCUCACUCAGGAGCACAGCAAUGCCUCCUCCCCCUCCCACCACGUGCCGUGUAAGCAGGUGAGGAUCAAGUCUUCCCAGUCCACUGGAGACGUCAGCACCGCGUACCAAUCCUCUGAGCCCAGGGGGCGACAUCUAUCAACUGGUUCUCAGAACACGGGGCGUAGCUCGCCGCCUCCUGGCUAUGUACCUGAACGCCAGCAGAGGAUCGCCCGCCAAGGCUCAUACACCAGCAUAAACAGUGAGGGGGAGUUCAUCCCCGAGACCAGCGAUCAGUGUGUGCUGGAUCCCUGGAGCAGUGCAGAAAACUCUGUCUCUGGAAGCUGCCAGUCUCUGGACAGCAACUCAGACAGCCCCUCACUGAGGAAGUCUCGCAUGCACAGAGCCAAGAGUUACCCUGAUAAUCGCCAGGAGUGCUCAGACCGGGAGAAUUAUGUGUAUGACAGGGUGGCAGGGAAAGGAGGCACCUAUCCUCGUAGGUACCAUGUCUCCCUGCAUCAUAAGGACCACAGUGAAGGCCGCAGGACGUUUCCACGGAUCCGUCGGCCCCAGGGGAACCUGUUCACUCUGGUGCCUUCACGCCGGUCGCUCAACGGCAGCGAGGAGAGUUUGGGCAGCUGGCAGCUGAUCGAUGCUCAGGGCAGGCUCCGUCCACAAGAUCGCUCUGUCGCACACAAGUCACCCAGUGCACCGAUGACGUGGCGGCGGGGGAAGCUUCUGGGCCAGGGAGCGUUUGGUCGUGUGUACCUGUGUUACGACGUGGAUACUGGGAGGGAGCUGGCUGCCAAGCAGGUCCACUUUGACCCUGAGAGUCCUGAGACCAGCAAGGAGGUCAGCGCUCUGGAGUGUGAAAUCCAGCUGCUGAAAAAUCUGCAUCACGAGCGCAUCGUGCAGUACUACGGUUGUCUGAGGGACCACAAUGAGAAGACCCUGACUAUUUUCAUGGAGUACAUGCCGGGGGGUUCAGUCAAAGACCAGCUGAAGGCCUACGGCGCGCUGACAGAAAACGUGACCCGGAAGUAUACAAGACAGAUCCUGGAGGGCAUGUCGUACCUGCACAGCAACAUGAUCGUACACCGGGACAUCAAAGGUGCCAACAUCCUGCGGGAUUCAGCAGGGAACGUGAAGCUUGGAGAUUUUGGAGCCAGCAAGAGGCUGCAGACCAUCUGCAUGUCUGGCACCGGCAUCCGCUCUGUGACCGGCACCCCCUACUGGAUGAGCCCGGAGGUGAUCAGUGGAGAGGGCUACGGCAGGAAGGCUGAUGUCUGGAGCCUUGGAUGUACAGUGGUGGAGAUGCUGACAGAAAAGCCUCCGUGGGCUGAAUAUGAGGCCAUGGCGGCCAUAUUCAAGAUCGCCACCCAGCCCACCAACCCACUGCUGCCCUCGCACACCUCUGACCAGGCACGGGACUUCAUAAGCUGCAUUUUCGUGGAGGCCAAACACAGGCCCAGUGCUGAGGAGCUGCUCAGACACCCCUUCUCCCAGAUUCUGUGCUGAAACCUGCCUGGUUUCUGAACUUGAAGCAGAGAGAGUAGCCUCAGCAGCACCUGUAGCUUCCUCCGUGGCAGAAAUCUGGAUGUGGAACUGGUCUAGAAGUCAGUGUUAAACCCUCCGUUCAGAUGCUCUUCCACACAAAUUCACAGACAGUUUGACAACAGCAGUCACUAAUGCCUUGAAAACCAAUGCCAGUACAUGCUCUUAUACAAGUGACCACCAGGGGGAAACAAAACAUUUAGUAUCUGGUGGGCAGCUGAUCCUUCUCAGAUACACACACACACACACACACACUCCAAAGGUAGCAUCAUUGAGUCGUGCACCAGUUGUGUCUUCAAAAAGCACUCUGUUCUGUUUACAUUCACUUUUAGGGCAGGUAUGAAAAUGCCAGCAAGCCUGACAGCAUUUAAAACAUUUAGCUGAGCACCAUGUCCAAGCUACAGCACACCACUAGUGCACCACAGAGUUAAAGGAUUGUUCUCUUAUUUUCACUUUUUGUCAAGACAAAGAAAACUCCACCCUGAAACUCUGCAAAGUUAUUUGUGAUGCACAUUGCAUUUCUGACUAGAGUGGAUAGAUGGAGCAGUGUCACAUGCAAAUAUGUGUAGGGUAGCUGCAUUGGAAUUGAAAAAUAAUCAAUAUUAAACAGACAGAGGCAUGUUUUACUUUCAGCCCUUCAGAAUGCAAACACCAUUUAACACGGAGACACAAAAAUCACAAGAAAACUUGAAGGCGCUCUCUUUUUACACGCCUUUAUUGUGAAGGCAUAGUCAUGUUAGACCUGAAAACAAACUCACAACAUGUUUCGGCAUCAAGCCUUCAUCAUGGAGUCAAAACUAUAACUAUGCCAUGACUGUGCCAUGACAAUGAUGGCAUUUUAAUUCAUAAAAGAAGAGAGUUUCUUGGAGUUUUCCUAUAUAUUUUGUUUCUACGUGCAUUUCAAACAAACUCGAAUUGAGUCCAUGAAGCACUUCAAACCAAACUUUUUUUAGGUAGAAAUUUAUAUCGGUACCCUAAUAAGCACAUUUCUCCACUGACAGUACGCCAGUAUCCGCCUCUUUUCAGUUUUCGUUGAAAAGCUCAAAAGGUUGUUUGACAACACUUCUUAGGGUAAAACUACUAACACUGUAAAAAAAAAUGUUUGUAGAAAUUCCAGUAAAACACUGUCAAAUUGCAUCAGAAAAAGGGCAUUAAAUUAAAAAUUGAAUAUCACCGUACUAGAUGCUUUUAGUUACCGUAUAUUAAGAAAUAGAACAAAACUUUUAAACUGUAGAAAGCAGUUUUUUCAUGUAAAAUUAGAGGAGAAAUACUAUAAUGUCAUGAGGACACAAUUACCCUAAAAAUUAAGGGACUACUCAGUAUAAAUUUACAGUCGUAAACCCACUCACUGUAUUUUUUACGGUGAAAUUCUGACAACCACAGCUCCUGGCAUUUUACUGUAAAUUAAACAGAUUUUUUUUACAGUGUGGGGCUGCCUAGAUGAAGAAUUUAAAGCUGGAGUGCAGGACCUUUUUCCUUUGCAAAGGAGCCACAGAAAGUUCUCUGUAUUUUGCAGUACACCAGAGUUAUGGUGUCUGAUGUCUUUGCAGACUUUCCUGCUCUUGCAUUGAUGUGUUUUACAUCAACCAGACAGAAUUAAACGGGGCAGGAAUGUCAAAGUCAAAGUGAGCUUUAUUGUCAACUAAACAAUGCAAAAGGUAGUUACACAGAGGAUUGAAAUAGUGUUUCCCCAUUACUCCAAUGAGCAAGUAAAAUAUAACACACAACAUAUAAUAUUCAACAACAAUGGACACAACAUAUACAGACAAACAAUGGACCUAUAAGUUUUAAAAGUAAAUUAAUAAAUAAAAAACAAAUACAAAUAAAUUGAUCUGAACUCAAGGAAGAAUAAAGUUUUAAAAAAACAGGCCAUAAGUAGGGAAAAAAAAGAGU